UUUAGUCUUGUGUCUCCACGGCGUCUUCCACCCCAAGUCACCAGGAGCAAGCUAUCAUUUGGCUUCUGCCACUUGUUUCUCCCGUUGUUCCUUGAAGCUCCCACCUCCAUCCAGCUCCAUCUCCGCCGGUACCUUGCUCCUCCACCAUCACCUCCAAGUCCAUCGAUCCCUUCUUUUCUCCACGGCAGCCGAGGGGUGCCUCCCAUCACAGUUGCCAUCACCUUCCAUUACUCGCCAUCGAUCCCUUCUCUUCUCCACAGCAGAGCUCAGAUGUAUUACUGCAGCAGUAUCAAACUCUAAUUAAACCCCAUCUGGUUCGCUCGGUGCGGUGGUCUGUUUUUGCCUGGGGAACUCGCUCAGCUUAAAAGGCGAGGAACAGGAGUCUACCUCAGAGAUUUAGCUGACAAGGCAGGCUGAUCAUGAACUUCGGAACGGGGGCAAUCAGUGCCCUCAUCCCCAAGCUUUGCGAGCUCCUAAAAGAUGAGUAUGACCUACAGAAGAGCGUGAAGGGAAGAAUCAAGUUCCUCAGGUCUGAGCUCGAGAGCAUGCAGGCUGCCCUCAAGAAGGUGUCCGGCAUACCUGCACAGCAGCUUGAUGAGAACACCAGACUUUGGGCCAGGGAUGUCCGGGAGCUGUCCUACGACAUCGAGGACAGUAUCGACAGAUUCCUAUUGCGUGUGGAGAGCACGAAGCCAGGGAAACCACACGGGAUCAAAGAGUUGGUUGAAAGGAUCUUCGGCUCACUUUCCAAUAUCAAGAGACGCCACAAAAUGGCCACCGACAUCAAGGACUUCGAGUGCCUCGUCAAGGUGGUGAAGGAACGGCACGACAGGUACAAUGUUAACAGCACUGUUGCUAGUCCUGUGGUAACACCUGUUGAUCCCCGCCUACACUCUCUUUACAAAAAGGUGACUGAGCUUAUUGGUAUCGACGAGACAAGUGCUGAGCUCAUAAACUUACUUAAUAAUGGGGAUGACAUGUCAAAGAAACACCUCAAGAUCGUCUCUGUUGUUGGAGUUGGGGGAUUAGGUAAGACAACUCUUGCCAAAGCAGUGUAUGAGAAGCUUAAAGUGGAAUUCGAGUGUUGUGCUUUUGUUUCGGUGGGUCAAUAUCCAGAUGUGAAGAAAGUUCUCAAGGAUAUUCUCCUUGAGCUUGACAAGGAAAAGUAUAAGGACAUCCACAACUUAAAAAGGGAUGAAAAACAACUGAUUGACUUGAUCUUGGAGUUCCUUGACAACAAGAGGUACUUUAUUGUUAUUGAUGACGUAUGGAGCAUUCAAUAUUGGGAAAUAAUCAGAUUGGCUUUGGUUGAAACCAACCUUGGAUGUAGAAUAAUCACAACUACUCGUAUAUUUGACGUUGCGAAAGGAGCUGGAGAUGUUUAUGAGCUACAUGCACUUUCUUAUGAAAACUCCAGAAAGUUAUUUUAUUCGAGGAUUAUAAGUGGUCAAGGAAUAUGUCGACAUGAUGAAAUGGAUGAUGUACAUGAGAAAAUAUUGAAGAAAUGUGGUGGCAUACCACUAGCUAUCAUUGCAAUGGCCAGUUUAUUGGCAGGUAAACAAAGGGAUCAAUGGUUUGAUGUGUAUGGUUCUAUAAGUUUCAGUCGUAAUGGUAACCUGCAUGUGGAGAACACUAUGAAGAUAUUGGCUUUCAGCUACUAUGACAUGCCUUUUCAUCUAAAAACAUGUUUACUGUACCUAAAUGUAUUUCCGGAAGACUAUAUUAUCGAUAAAGAUCGAUUGAUAUGGAUGUGGAUAGCUGAAGGUUUUGUCCAUGCGAAACAACAAGGAGCUGGUAAACAAUUUGAACUUGGAGAGGCAUACUUCAAUGAGCUCAUGAACAGAAGCAUGAUACAGCCACUGGAAAACAAAUUGGAGCAUGGUAUGAUACGUGGUUGUCGUCUUCAUGAUAUGGUGCUUGGUCUGAUCCGUUCUUUGUCAUGUGAAGAAAAUUUUGUUACUAUAUUUCACAAUGAGCAGAACGCUUUUUCAGAACGGCAAGUCCGCAGAUUAUCCUUCCAAAGGAGAACAGUAGGAAACAUCCCUAGGGUUGAGAUGGGAAUGCCACGCAUACGGUCACUUGUAGUGUAUUGGUGUAGUUCUUUUCAGGUGGUUCCACUGUCGAGGUUCACUGUUUUACGAGUGCUUGCUUUGGAGGAUUGCCCGGACAUUAAAGCCUCUCAUCUGAAGCAUCUUGGGGAUUUGCAUCAGUUGAGAUACCUGGGGUUAAAAGAUACGGGUAUUUCUUGUUAGAAUGUAAUUGGGCUCGUGGGCCUGUCCACCGUGACUCCCCACCUAGCCUAUAUAUGUAAACUGACUAUGCCUGAGUAAUACAUCGAGUA
This is a messenger RNA of Setaria italica (foxtail millet), 2341 nucleotides long. RefSeq names its product putative disease resistance RPP13-like protein 3. Gene Ontology annotation, molecular function: ADP binding. The transcript is spliced from 2 exons. Bases 420 to 2252 code for a protein of 610 amino acids. Lineage: Eukaryota; Viridiplantae; Streptophyta; Magnoliopsida; Poales; Poaceae. The record is from RefSeq and is a predicted model, not a curated record. Gene Ontology annotation, biological process: defense response to other organism.